AUGGCUGCAUCCAACUAUACUGCACUUCUCAACACUCAGGAACAACCCAAAGAAUUCGGUGUCAUAGUUGAGUAUCUGCACAAAUGCCUGUUGGCAUAUGCACUUCUUUCUACUUCUCCAAGUCCACAAUCUCUUAUCACUGAAGUCUUUCUGUCAGCAGUUAUCUCCACAAGAGCAAGGUCCAAACAACUUACUGUUGAAUUUAAUCUUUUUCAAGCUACUUUGGUCCUCACUAAAGAAGACUUCGUAGUCAGUUUAGGUCUAAGCGAUAUUCCUCCUACACCUCAAACAUUUUCCACACCAACUUCUGCUCAGUUAUUGACAAUGUUCAAGGAAAUGGGGUAUAAAUUUGAAGACGAACAAGAACCAUGUCUUUCAAGAAUUUGGAAAUCUUGCCUUCCCACACCAUGGCACUUUCUCAGGUCCGUCCUCACUAGAUGUCUAUUCGGAUCAGUUGGUGGACGCAGCAAAGGUAAAACAGACCUUUGGAUUCUUAUGUACGGGCUCUUUUACGACAUCAAUGUUGAUUACACGUCUAUUCUUUGGGAAGAUUUCCUUAAUUUUCUCCCUGCAUCAAAGAAUAAAUUUUUGAUUCAUCAUCCUUGUUGGUGGUCAAUCAUUAUUUAUGACGCCAUCCAUAACAGUAAUCUUGCACCAGGAUGGAUUCCAGAAGGCCCAAAGCCUCAUUUCUCAUGUAUGACGCCAUAUCAGAUUCGUACGACAUCUGAAUCUGGGUCUUCACAACCAAUCAUCAUUCCGGAUUCUAUACUAACAAAGUUGGAUGAAAACAGUGAUUCUCUUUGCUCAUAUCAGAAAUACAUCCAGGGGAUUAUUUCGCCUCCCAAAAAGAAGAGGAAUCAUUCUGAUCAUGCAUCCAAGAAGUCUGCAAAGAAUAAGAAAUCUAAAUCAAUUUCCUUAUUUCACGCUCCAUCUGAUUAUGAUAAACCAUCCUCUUUAGCUCUAGUUUCACCAGCACACGUUCAGUCGGUUCUAGAAAGUCCAAACCAUCAUGGCUCCUUGGAUUAUGACUCACUUAAGGACGAUAACCAAGAUGAUGAUAAGCAAUCCGAACCAGAAAAUAUUCCUCAAGAUUCUCUAGUACAAGAUAAUCCCGAUGACGAUACUCCAAUGCGGACGAUCGAUAUUCCUUCCAGUGAAGGACUAAUAGUCGAUGAUGAGACCAAUGACAUGUCUAUUGUUCUUUACUCCAUUCUAUCUGCCAGGACUUUCACCAUUGAUCUUGAUGAUUACUCUCCUCCAACUCUAAAAGAAUCUCAAGAAAAAGAUGUUAACGAACCAAAUCUCUCAUCCUUUUCACAAGAUCCUCUUCAGGACGACAGUACUCCUAAAGACACAAAUGAGGAUAAUACCAUAGAAACAGAGCCUGCACGCAUCAGACUUACCGCCCAAAUGGUAGCUGAUGGUAUUGUAGAGAUUCGCUUUCACACAUCUUCUCACUCUGAAUAUCUGCAGAACUUUCAAGAAUAUCUUGAAUGUAUGGAAGAAAAUAUGUGUAUACUCAAUGAGAAAACAGAAGCAUGGGUCAAAACACUUCAAGUCACUAUUGAAUAUUUUGAAGGCACAACUGCUUAUAUCAAAGGAAAAGUUGCUCGUAACAUGCGGAGGAUUGAAACUCUAGAUCAGAAAAUUCAUAACACUAUUGAAGCAUGUCUCUCUCCGAUGAAUCAGAAGAUAGAUGACUUCAUACAGUCCUUAUCCAAUCUAGAGUCCGUCUAUGAAGCCAAAUUGGAUCAUAUGCAAAAUCAUGUUACUGCUCAAGACCGCUAUAUCUCCACUCUUGAGAAGUCCAUUGCUGAACUAUCUAAAGCUUCUGCAUCAUCCUCUACCUCUCCCUUUCAGGCCUUCAGUGAGCAAGUUCAAUGUCAUUUGGAUUCGUUAAGCUCUGACAUAGCAAAUUUAUCAAAAUCUAAUUAUGAGAAAAUCAAUAGCUCAUCAGGUGACAUAUCUUCCCUUCAGAAGACUGUUCAGUUGCUAGUCGAUGAAGUCAAGGCUAUCAAGCAACAAUCUUCCUCUUCAGAUCUAUGUGCUCUUCAACAAAAGGUUGCAUCAACUGAUUCCAAACUUGACUUGAUCUUAGCAAAUCUAUAUGGUUCAAAUGAGAGGUUACCUGAACCAGAGGGGGGAAAGGCUCAACAUAACAAAGCCAUGUUAGCUGAGAAAGAAAAGGAGCUCAUUCAUCAACAAGGGAUCAAAGAUCCAUCUCUAAAAGUUCCAAGAAGGAAAGAUGUCCAGUUCUCUAAACCGCUCAUCGUAUCAGAACCAACCACUCAGUCAAAGCUUUCUCACAGUGAUCCCAACGAUAGGGGAAAGCAGAAGAUAUAUUCAAAUCUAAAAAGGAAUUAG
This is a messenger RNA of Lactuca saligna, 2364 nucleotides long. NCBI's taxonomy places the organism in Eukaryota, Viridiplantae, Streptophyta, Magnoliopsida, Asterales, Asteraceae. The record is from the annotation of a GenBank genome assembly.